Messenger RNA from Fraxinus pennsylvanica, 714 nucleotides. The record is from the annotation of a GenBank genome assembly. NCBI's taxonomy places the organism in Eukaryota, Viridiplantae, Streptophyta, Magnoliopsida, Lamiales, Oleaceae.
AUGGCUACGCGUUGUGCUUUGCUCCAUAUGUUCUUCUUGCUUUCACUGGCGGUGGCUCAUCCAUCAAACUCUACCAACAAUACCAAACCUGGCUGCCAAAGCUGUUGUGGUAACGUAGAAAUUCCAUACCCAUUUGGCAUCGGGCCAAAUUGUUUUAUGAACUCGAACUUCAGCAUCACCUGCAAUACUUCUUCCAACCCUCCAAAACCUUACCUCUCCUUUGAUGGUGUGAGUUUAGAAGAAGAAGUCUCUUAUGUAGAGCUUCACCGUCCCAGCCUUCACUGCAGGUUAAAGUGCCCGAAAAGAAGCGUUCAGGGAACACUAACCCCAGCGGAAUUGAAAACAUGGGUUAAGGACCUUCCGGCAAUAUCCCAUAGGCUUACUUACAGUAAAAUAUUGGACUUGAAAAGGAAAAAUAAGCUUAAGCACGUUAUAAAGCAGCCGAAUGCCGAGUGGAGGCAGAGGCCGGAGGUGGUUCUGGCGGUCUUGGAGGAUAAUAAUGUUGUUAGGAUUGUUUUACCUUCUAUUGAGACCAAAGCUCUGUCGAAGAAGGCGUUGGAGUUGAAGAGGGUGAGAGAGGAGUUUAAGUGGACAAAGAAUGAGGAGUUGGAAAAACUUGAGGAAGAGAGGAAGACGAUGGAGAAAUCUAUAAAAAUGCAGAAGAAAAUGGAGGAGAAGAAAAAGAGGCAGGAAAUAAAGAAAGAUCAAGUAUAA